This is a messenger RNA of Fusarium verticillioides 7600, 1809 nucleotides long. RefSeq lists its product as hypothetical. Gene Ontology annotation, biological process: positive regulation of transcription elongation by RNA polymerase II; transcription elongation by RNA polymerase II. Gene Ontology annotation, molecular function: RNA polymerase II C-terminal domain phosphoserine binding. Gene Ontology annotation, cellular component: nucleus; Cdc73/Paf1 complex. Lineage: Eukaryota; Fungi; Ascomycota; Sordariomycetes; Hypocreales; Nectriaceae. Bases 331 to 1551 code for a protein of 406 amino acids. The record is from RefSeq and is a predicted model, not a curated record. The transcript has 2 exons.
CAAACCUCCUAGGCACUGUUCCUUCGUUCUCGUCUCCACUAACUUGAGGCAGAGGAACUUGAGGUUGCCAUCUAUAAAUGUGUGGCACAGAUUGUGGCUGUGGAUAUCGACAAAACAGACAUUGCAGUGGCUGGUGCACCUACCUCCCAACCUCAGGCCUACCUAGGUACCUAACGUUAGUUACCUUAGUGCCACAAUCAGCUAAACGGAUCCACGGUCGCCGAAACUAAAGCGCGACUGCAAGCUCACUUUGCGCGCAAACCAACCGCUUCUUUCACUGUUCCCUUCCAUUGCUUAAUUCAUCCUCCGCCACCACAAAAAACCCACAACAUGUCCGACAUAGAGGACCCAAUUGACUCAGUCGACGAAGGCGGCGACGACCUCUUUGGCGAUGAUGGCGACGAUGAUGUCGUACCUACCAAGGAGCCUGUCCAUGAGGAUGAUGAACUUGCUUCGGACCCAGAAGGGGACAGCUACGCGCGGUAUCGCAACGAUGACGACGACCAGACUCAAGUCCAGACAAAAGAACGAGCUAUUCAAAACGUCGAAACUUAUCGACAUCGAAUUCCGAAGCCUAAAGAUGGCGCGCUUCGAAUUCUACGGAUCCCCAAGUUCAUGAAGAUAAUGCCUGAAGUGUACGAUCCCGAGACGUUUGAACCGACAGAAUUCGACCUGGCAAAUGCUAAAGCUGAACAUCCUAAGCAUGUCGCCCGAGUACGAAAAGAUCAUAGCACCGGCGAAUUCAAGAGUAAUACAAACAUCUUUCACUGGAGCGACGGAUCAGUGACCAUUUCCGUUGGCGGAGAGCACUAUGAGAUCCAGAGAAAGGCGCUCGCCCCACCACCAGACAAGCCCUACAACGAGGUCAAUGAUGGUCACUACUACGCUGCUGCCGCUGAGUUGCACAGCAACAUCCUUAUGACGGUUGGGCAUAUCACAGAGCAAUACAAUGUUCGACCCAACAAGGCAGUUGGAGAUGACGCGCUGACUCUCCUAGCUGAGAGGAUGGCUGUCGCCAGUAAGCCUGUGAAUGCAACUGACAUGAUCAUCCAAACUACUGUCGACCCCGAACUCCAGAAGAAACAGGCCGAAUUGGCUGAGAAGGAAAGAAUGAAGGCACAGAGGCGACGCGAGAAUGCUGCCGCCAAGAUGGAUGGUGGGUACGGCCGAUCACGAGGAGGGCUAUCUAUUGGGGAUCUUGAAGGUGGACGCCGAGGCGCGGCAGGCUCUCGCAAGCGCGGCGCACCUGGGUCGGGCAAACCUAGAAGGCGAAGAGAUGAGGAAUCAGAUGAGGAGCUUGAGCAUGCUGUUGGUCGGCAUGAAGGCUACUCCCUCGACGAUGGUUUCAUCGUCAACAGCGACGAAGAAGUGGAAAGCGGAGGCGAUGAUGACGACGAAGAUGACUUUCCCGAUGACGACGAAGAGGAGAAGCCUCGCUCCAAACGUCAGAGGACAAGGGAUCGCAGUGAGGACGAAGAUGAUCUCAGUGCAGUUGAACAAGUGGCAGGAAGAUCCCGCAGGAGAAAUGUCAUCGAUGAUGAUGACGACUAAAAUGGACAUCUGGAGUUUCAGAGACAGCGGGAUGGGUAUUUGCAUGGUGAGCAAGGGAGGCCAUUGCUGCAUAAUAUGAUUAUAUCAAAACUGUCUCCAAGACAUAGUAUCGCACAAAUUGGUUGUUUUUGUAUUAUAUUUUAGACUUUUGGGGGUAAUAACAGCAAACCACAUCCUUAUUAAAUCCCUUGUACGAAUCCUUGGCCCAUAUUCCAUACAACAAGCCACAAUAUAACAAAUAAACCACUUUGUCACAAA